Messenger RNA from Hippopotamus amphibius kiboko, 6136 nucleotides. RefSeq names its product zinc finger protein 568-like. The transcript has 6 exons. The record is from RefSeq and is a predicted model, not a curated record. Gene Ontology annotation, biological process: regulation of transcription by RNA polymerase II. NCBI's taxonomy places the organism in Eukaryota, Metazoa, Chordata, Mammalia, Artiodactyla, Hippopotamidae. Bases 669 to 2336 code for a protein of 555 amino acids. Gene Ontology annotation, molecular function: RNA polymerase II cis-regulatory region sequence-specific DNA binding; DNA-binding transcription factor activity, RNA polymerase II-specific.
UCUAGCUGCAGCGUUCGCGGUUCCCGACUGAGGACUGCACUUCCCGGCGGUUCCCGGACCUGGAAACGAAUUCUCAGCCGAAACUUGAGCACCCCCUUUCCCACCCUGGGGGCUACAUUUCCCAGAAGCCUCCACGGGCCACAACUCUUUACCUCUCCGCGGCCACCUAUUGCUACCUCGACCUGUGGGUUCGCCCAGGUCCUCUGAGGAUGCCCAGACGCGGCUGGGCGGUCGGGACUGGGCUUCCUUGAAGCUUGGAACACAACGCGACUCGAGACAGAGAAGACUAUUGUGUUGGUUCAGACUCUAGUUGGAUUUUUUCCUCCUCCGGACUACAUUUUCCCGAGGGCUCGGUGGUAUUAUACGACUUCCGGCCUAAGUUGGCUGGCUGUAGUGAGUUGGCGGGAGUUCGGACGCAGAGGAUAGGGGCAUUCCAGGUUGCCUCGCUUACUGGUUUGGGGCGUUUUCAAUCAGACUGGAGUGAGAGGACCCCGGAGAAGUGGACGAAUCCGGAAGAGGAGGAGAAAAGAGCUGCUGUGCAUCAAAAGUCAUGGCGGAGAAUGGGAUCAUAUUUCUAAUAGAGCACCUGACUUACCGGGUGUUUACUUUGAGCCAUUUGUAGUUUGAAGUUCUUGAUAUGUUAUCUUGUUGAAUCACAUAACAACCCUAUGAAUCAGGACUUUAAGUUCAAAGAUCUGGCCAUUUACUUCUCUCAAAAGGAGUGGGAGUGCUUGCACUCUGCUCAGAAGGAUCUGUACCGAGAUGUAAUGUUGGAGAAUUAUAACAACCUGAUCUCACUGGGAUUUUCCAGUUUUAAGCCAGACGUGAUCUCCUUAUUGGAGCAGGGGAAGGAACCUUGGAUAGUUAACAGCAAGGAGACAAAAGAAUGGUGCCCAGACUGGGAGUCUAGAAGAGAUACCAAGACUGUAACUCUAAAGGAGGACAGCUGUGAAAUUCAGUCAUUGCAAAGGGAGAUAACAAAAAGACAUACAGGCUCUAACCUUGAGUGCACUAGAGUCAGAAACAGAGAACUCAGAUGCCACUUGGAGAGGCUACAGGAAGAACGUUUCAAACAAGCCAUAAUAACCUCCAAAGAAAGAUUCACUUCCAUUCAGCGCACAGAUAAUAGAGCACCUCAGACAACUCACACUGGAGCAAAAUCCUGUGACUCCAAGGAACGUAAGACUUUCAGGAACCAAUCACACUCUGGUCAACAUGAAAGAAGUCAUAAUAAGGAAAAAGACUCUAAAUGUGGAGAGUGUGGGAAAGCCUUUAAUAGUAGGUCAGACUUGAUUAAGCAUCAGAGAAUUCAUGAAAGCAAAAAAAGUGAUGAAAAUAAGAAAUGUGCCUUUAUUCGUGACUCUCAAAUUACUAAAUCUAAGAGCACUAAUGCUGCUGAGAAACCUCAUAAAUGUAAGGAAUGUGGGAAAGCCUUUCAUUCUAACUCACAACUUAGUAAACAUCAAAGGAUUCAUAUAGGUGAGAAACCCUUUAAGUGUACAGAGUGUGGAAAGGCAUUUCCAUCUACCUCACAACUUAAUUUACAUCAGAGAAUUCAUACUGAUGAGAAAUACUAUGAAUGUAAGGAGUGUGGGAAAGCCUUUACCCGUCCCUCACACCUUCUUCGACAUCAGAGAAUCCAUACUGGUGAGAAACCCCAUAAGUGUAAGGAAUGUGGGAAAGCUUUUCGUUAUGACACACAACUUAGUCUUCAUCAGAUCAUUCAUACUGGUGAGAGACGCUAUGAAUGUAAGGAAUGUGGGAAGGUAUAUAGUUGUGCCUCACAACUGAACCUACAUCAAAGAAUUCAUACUGGUGAGAAACCUCAUAAAUGUAAGGAAUGUGGGAAAGCUUUUAUCUCUGAUUCACAUCUUGUCCGACAUCAGAGUGUUCAUACUGGUGAGAAGCCAUAUAAAUGUAAGCAAUGUGGGAAGUCCUUUCGCCGUGGCUCAGAACUUACCAGACAUCAGAGAGCUCACACGGGUGAGAAACCUUAUAAAUGUAGGGAAUGUGAAAUGGCCUUUACUUGUAGCACAGAACUUAUCCGACAUCAAAAAGUGCACACUGGUGAGAGACCCCAUAAAUGUAAGGAAUGUGGGAAGGCUUUUAUUCGAAGGUCAGAACUUACUCAUCACGAGAGAAGUCAUAGUGGUGAAAAGCCCUAUGAGUGUAAGGAAUGUGGGAAGGCCUUUGGUCGUGGCUCAGAACUUAGUCGACACCAGAAAAUUCAUACUGGUGAGAAACCCUAUGAAUGUAAGGAAUGUGGGAAAGCUUUUAUUCGUGGCUCACACCUUAGUCAACAUCAGAGAACUCAUACAGGACAGAGGAGUGAAUGAAGGCAUAUGGGAAGCCUCGAAGUUUGACUGACACCUGGAAAUUCAUAGUAGUAAAACACAAACAAAAACCCCUGUAAUUGUAAGGAAUGUGGGAAAGUGUUAAGGACAGCAACUUAAUAUCAGAGUUUAUACUAUGGAUGUGACGCCUUUAAGGGCCAGAACUUAACAUUUGUUACUAAUGAGAAAUCUUAUAAAUGCUAGGAAUUGGGAAAGGUGUAUUUGUGUUUCAGAAUUUAUUAGACAUCAGAGUUCAAUUGGUGAAAAAGUAAAAAACUCCAUGAAUAUAAGGAAAGUGGGAAGGCUUAGAAAGGCAUUGAAUUUGUUAAAGACAUUAAUCAUUCUAUCUUUUCGCAACAUCAAGGGUCUUUAGGCCUUAUGGGAAAUCAGGAGUCAUAAAUAUACAUAUAUGAAACACCAGUUUGCUUUAGCUAACUAGUUAUUCAUCUGAUAAUUUGUAUUAAAGGCUACAUUGUUAAAAAUGGAGAUCCUUCCAUUCCAUUCAGCUCUUGUUAAAUAUUUGUAAGCUCAUUCUCUGAAAUUAACCUGAACUGCAUCAGAGCGGGAAAGGAUGUAACCAAUAUUUAGUGUUUACUUGACUGCCCCAUUAUUACUCAUUUCUUAUAGGGCUAAUUACUUAACCAAAUUCUCUCAUUUAUCAAUUAGUAAUAUUAGCACCAUAUUUCUUAGUAGCAUUGUGUACAUUGUAUCUUUUAGAAUAGUGUUUGCCUCGUAUUGAAAGUGUGUUAAAUAAGAGCUGCUUUAGUCUUACUUUUGUUUUCCUAAUUGUGAAUUAGAGAUAUGAGGGGAAGGCCUUAUGUGUGCAGUGACUAUAUGAACAUCUUACAUGAUCUUUCUUUAUGGGAUGUUAGCUAAUUCCUUCUGGAGAAAAAUUUUAAAACUGAAGCUUUUCAUAGGUUGCUCUUUUCCCCAUUAGGGGAUUCAUGAUGUAAAGAACCCCAGUAGAGUAAAUGUGGGUUGCUGUGAUGUCAGAGGGAAGAUUGACAUGAUUUUUUUUUUUAAGACCUUCCGAAAAACAAGAUAUAUAUGCCACGAUCUUUGGCCUGUCUUCUAGUGAAUUAGGAAAUAAAGCCUCAGUCGAAAUCCAUUUCUCUACAAGGAAAUUUAAGAUACCUGUAUAAAUAGUUUUUACAUUAAAAAGGAAAUCAAGGGCCUUCCCUGGAAGUGGCACAGUGAUUAAGAAUCCACCUGCCAGUGCAGGGAACAUGGAUUCAAUCCUUGGUCCGGGAAGAUCCCACAUGCCACAGAGCAAUUAAGUCCAUUCACCACAACUGCUGAGCCUGUGUGCUGCAACUAUUGAAGCCCAAGCAUCUAGAGCUCGUGUUCCGCGACAAGAAAAGCCACCACAAUGAGAAGCCCGCACAUCGCAACGAAGAGUAGCCCCUGCUCACCGCAACUAGAGAAAAGUCUGUGUGCAGCAAGAAGACCCAACACAGCCAUAAAUAAAUAAAUAAGUAAAUAUUUUUAAAAAAGGAAAUCAAGGCAACUUCCUGUUAAAAUUUGUAGGAUGCAACAAAAGCUUUACUCUGAGGGAAUUCAACUUGUUUCAAUAUGUGUAGAAAACAGGGACAAUUAAAAGCGAGGAUUCAUUCUCAUGUCAUUAUACUUAGUGCACUGCCUAUUCCUAGUAGGUUCCCAGUAAGCAUUUGUUGAUCAGAGGAAUGAGAGAGUGAAUGAAUAAGCAUCCAGUGCUGGUAUGUUGAAGCUCUAACAAAAUAAGUGCAAAGCCCAGAAAACAAAAAACACCUUGAAAACUUUUUGAAGUGAAAAAGAUUGCACCCUAGAAAGAAGAAACUCGAGCAUCAUAAGUGAUAAAGGGUAUGUAACGACAGAAAUGAAGGAGAUGAAGAAAUAAGGCAAUACUGUUGUGGCAGACACUGUUGGUUGCCUGUCCACUGGUAUUAACCAUUCCCCCUUCGCCAGGAUUGCCUGCUGUCCACCUAAGUCUAAAUGCCAGAUAUUUGCCCUCCUAAUUGCUUUGCAUCUGGCCAUGUGUGUAAUAGUCCUGGCCACAGCAGAUCUAAGCAAAAGUCUGUAGGUGAGCUUCAGUUAAAUCAUUUUUACUAACAAAAUAGGAGGAAGUGAUCUUCCUAUAUACAGGAUGCGUGUCUCUAUGUCUGUGAGAUACCUGGAAUUAUGGCCAUUUUGCAACCAGGGGAGGCAAGAAACUGAGAUUGGCACAAGUGAUAGAUUGACAUUGUUGAGCUGAUGAAAAAUUCCAAAGACACAAUUCAGAACUGCUGUGGGCAUGGAUGGGUGUGAAAUAAAUUCCAUGCCUAAGUUUAUAUUCAACUUUAUAUAUCCAAGUCCUGGAAAAAAAUAUUUUCAUAUACAUAUACACGUUUAUUCACUUUUAGUAAGAUGAGGAAAUGUUUAUAUUCAUCUUUUUAUAGUAUAGAUGAAAUUAUGGAAGAAGCAUUAUUUUCUUAAGUAUUUUCUUAAACAUAUGACUGAUUUGUUAAGAUAUAGGAAAUGUCUGUUUACAUUUACUAUCUUACAGUAUAUGUUUAUAUUCAAUUUUUUUUAGUAUGUCUGAAAUCCAGGAAAAGUAUUUUCCUGAAUAUAGUAAGAACCAAGAAAAAAACUAAAGAGCUACACCAUAUAAUUCCGCUACUACUAGAGUAACUUACAGAAAAAAUCUAACUCUUUAAGCUAUAAAGAGUAUAUCAGCUAUGAGGCUAGCAUAACCCCUAUACCAAAUUUGGAAAAGGACAGCAUCCAGAUCAAAUCAGGUAUAAAAAUAAUCCAUUGUACUCAUGGUAUAUGACUGUUCCAAUUGAAAAGCAAGUCAAAUCUAGCAGCCUAUUAAAAGAAAAUGGUGUGUGUGUGUUGGGGUGGGGGUGUCUAGAAUAAAAUGGUUCAUGACUUGACCUGUCAGAUUGUAAAAAAUGUGAUGUAUAAAUGUAGUGUUUGCACAUUGAAAACCAGGCACUAAAACAAUUUAUCCACUGAAAGUAGUAAACUGUUAGCAUAUGCAUACGCAGCUGCUGUGAGGUCAGUGCAUUGUCCACUUAAUCACACCUCAUGGCCUGUAGAUAGUCACAGCAUUAGGAAUAAUCACCAUCCGGUAUAUUCCACCUUUGCCCCACACUUUAGAAAAAUAUUACAUAUUUUAAGUUUAAUAUAAAUAUGUAUUAUGUGACAUUAAAUCAGUCAUAGCUAAGUACCAGUCAACCCAUUGGAGCCAAUUUAUAACAAAAACUUGAGCAUUUUUUAAAAGAGGGAAAUGAUUACUAAAUUUUAUACUUUCUCUACAAUUUCUAACAUUUUUUGAGUUAUAAUAAAUAUUAUAGUUAUAAUGAAUGUUAAGAAAUGAUUCUUUAUAGACUGGUGGUUGCCAAGGGGGAGGGGGAUGGAAGAGGGUUGGUUGGGAGUUGGGAUUAGCAGAUGCAAACCGGUUUAUAGAAUGGAUAACAAGAUCCAACUGUAUAGCACAGGGAAAUAUAUUCAAUAUCCUGUGAUAAAUCAUAAUGGAAAAGAAUAUGAAAAAUAUAUAUGUACAGCUGAGUCACUUUCCUGUACAGCAGCAAUUAACACAACAUUGUAAUUCAAUUAUAUUUCAAUAAAAAAUAAAUUUUUAAAAAUGAUUUUUUUGCCUAUGUAUACGUAUGUCUAUUUUCAAGACUUGAGAGUUCUAUACCAAAUUUAUGUAACAUGUUUUUACCAAAAAUGGGAGAUACACUGCAAAGAUUUAAACAAAACAAAAAAAGAGCUCUCUCUAUACCUAUUUUCUGAAGUGCCAACAUCAAAAGCCUUUUAUCUUUUUCUCCAUACUCUCUCAU